UGUACCAGGGUUGGGGGUGGGUGGGGGAGCGUCAGCCAUUCGUAGGCGUCUGCUGGCUCCCGAUGUUAACUCCAAAUAAUCUAAACGGUACAAAUAAACCGGAGCCCUUUUAGGAGCCAGAAAAAAAGGAGUUUUAUUGGAACAUUACAAACACGCAAAAAGAGAAAGAAAAGGACAAAAAGGUGCUUUUUUUUGCGGGGAUCUCGGAGGAGGAGGAAUCGGCGGCCAGAUGACAUGCACCUCCUACAGCUGGUUAGCACAUCUCCCUGCCGGUUCUGACGACCCGGGUUUGCAUGAUCACCCCGUGCCUGCUCGAGUUUUCUUCUGGCAUUCUAGUUUCCUCCCACAUCCCCAAAACACGCGUGUUAAGGGUGUACCCCACCUCCUGCCCAAAGAUAGCUGGAGUAGGCUCCAGCACGCCCACAAUCCUCGCACAGCAGCGGUAGCCAGCCGGGCAGACGAUCCGAGUGUUUCGUAGCUUUGAUGCGACCCGAGUGCGCCUGGAGCAUGUCCACAGUGGGCCUGACUGCCCAGGAGACAUCUUUUCCCGUAGAACACCCCUUCCUGUGGGCCAGCUACUGUCACAGCAUGGCUGGAUCCAAGUCAUCGUGGAGCUAUACCCACGACAUGGACAACUUCUACUUCACGAUGAAGUCCGCGCACACAGAUCAGAGCUCUCAUGGACAGCACAGGAGUCCGCCAUUGCUAAGUUAUGAAAGACAUAAAUACAGUUCCAGCAGCCAGAAAUUACCUCCCAAGAAAUCCCGGCCUUCCAUUCUCUCCUUGUCCUGCGGCGCCGAAGUUACCAUGCUGAGUCCGGCCGACGACGACCAGGCGGUCCCUUCAUUACAACGGCUCUCCGUUCACGAGUCCGGCAGUCCGCCGCAAACUCCGAACAGGUGGUCCAAGCCUCUGCCGCCCACCCCGCCGCCCAUCCCGCCGCACGGCGACGUCUCAUCCGAGCAGGCCAUGGACAACGAGGUGGAGUUCUUCACCUGCACGGACGAGAGCUGCUGCCUGGUGUCUCAUCAGUGUUCCAAACCGUCUCCCUUUCAUCCGGGACUUACCGCUCGGAGAAGCUUCAGAGACUACGGACAGAUUAACCACGCGUACUACGACGGGCCUUUAGGACCGCAAAACCCGAAGCAACCCCAACCUCAGCAGCUCCCCGCACAUCCCCCGCAGCAGAAGGAAGCGCAGGAGCACGGACGCCAGGAACUACCGGCGGUCUGCCACCGGCAGCAGGACAAAUCUCAGAGGAGACUCCAGCGCUCUCACUCCGGACCGGCCGGAUCCUUUAACAAGCAUUCCCUACUGCGCCUCAACUAUCACAAUCGCUCUGCUUACAACGCAGAACCGUCGGCGGUUCCUCCGCCGAUCCCGCCGCGGCUCAAGUUAGCAGCAGACACCCGCCGCUGGUCAGCAGAGGUGUACAGCGACGAGGACAAACCGCCAAAGCUGCCCCCGAGGGAUCCCUUGUCCCUGGGCAGCUCCCGCACCCCCAGCCCCAAGAGCCUCCCGAUGUACUUCAACGGCGUGAUGCCCACCACGCAAAGCUUUGCACCGGACCCCAAGUUCGUCAGUCGGGGUCUACAGAGACAGAACAGCGAGGGCUCACCUUGCAUCCUGCCUAUCGUGGACAAUGAGGGCAAUAAGGACAGCAACACCCAUUACUACCUGCUGCCUCACCGGCCCGGCUUUGUGGACCCGAAGUCUGUGGAAAAACUCCUGCUCCCGUUGGACAACCCGGACUCGGACUGGGACUGCCUCACAAGCCGGAAAGCGCCCGUGCAUCUAGUUUGAGGAUACUCGCCCCUCUCCAAACCGCUGCUUUCAGUUUUGGACCCCUCGGGUGUUGAACGGCACGGGGAACACGCGCACCGCAUCCAGUUACUGCUGACGCCGCCUGCCCGAGGUCGCGUUCAAUUGCGUUGAAAUUUGCAAUUAUUUUUUUUUUUUUCUUCAGAUUUUCACGUCACUCGGAAAGAUUUUAUAGUCCUUUAAGGUGCAAGCGGGCCUUGAACCUUUCACUUUCAGUGUUUAGUGUCUGGAAGGUUGACCGUGUUGUGUUGGGGCUUUUGUUUGUUCGUUAUUGUUUUUUUUGUCCAAAUGCUGCUUUUUAUCUCACUAGGGACAAAAGGUCAGUAAAGUAACCAUGUGACAUUUACUAGGGAUGGGCAUACUAAUCGAUGAAUCAAUCGCGUAUUGAGUCCGCUAAAGAAGUGGACUUAAAAAGUCAGUUGUCAAACUUUUUGAAUGAGGUACUCCCUAAAAAAAAAAAAAAAAAAGUUCCACAUCAUGACUAAUUUCGAAUGAUAUUUCACGUAUUAGGCGUUCAUCAAAAACAAAGAGUAUUUUUUUUUUUAAAUUUGUUUUCACUCUAAGCCACUGUAAUGUUCAUUAUGCACAAUUUGAACAUUUUAUUUAGUGAGCCACAUGGAUUCCUCUCGAGGGAGCUGGCGUACCACCACCGGGUCACGUUCAGAAUCACCGAUCUGCUCAAUGCGACACUUGACAUGGAAACAGGAGUUCAGAUCAUUCGUUUGUUUGAAAGAAAAUGUCAAUUUCCCCCCAUAGUCGACGAAGGAAAUUCAGCCCAUCCCUAAAAUUUAUUUAGUUAUUUUAGGGUCAAAUGAAGGAUUAUCCCAAUUACCGUAAUUCCCGGCCUACAGAGCCCACCUGGUUACAAGCCUCACCGAGUACAUUUGUAAAGGAAAUAUCAUUUGGUACAUACAUACGUCACAGCUGUGUAAAAGCUGUAAGUGCCCACAUUGAAACACAAGAUAUUUAUAAAGAAAGACAGUACACAGAGUUUAACACUAGCGCUAGCUUGAGUGCAGCUAAUGCUAGUGCUAACGCUAACAGGGCCGGUUAAAAUAAAACUUACCGGUAAAUAUUGAGACACUCCAGUAACCCAGCAGCAACAUGCUAACACGGCGCUAACGCAGCGCUAACAGGGCCGGUAAAACUCACUUCCUCAGCACAUAUAUUCCACUGAUCUCAUUCUUACCUUUAUCGCUCGAGUGCCCCCUUUGCGGCCGUGAGAAAAAAAUCACAAAUUAGCCGCAUCACGGCGUAAACCGCAGGGUGAAAAGGGUGUGAAAAAAGUUGCGGCUUGUAGGCCGAAAAUUACGAUACACAUCUACUCCAUGAUUACCACCAUUGCUUUUUCUACAAUCACCAGAUGUUUUGUUUUUGUUUUUCCCAAGUCGUAAGCGUGCCCACGAGAAAGUUAAGAGCUGCAUCGGAUCCAUAAAAGAUAAAAGAACUCCACGUGGUUCAUCUGGCACCUUUGCCUUUUUAAUUUUCUUUUUUUUAAUUUUUUUUUUCAUUUUUUUACAUGCAACUCAGCAAACAUGUUAAAUGGAAUGGCAGGUGUGAGGGUCAGGCAUUAAGGCUUUGCAGCACCUUGUCCGAUAUUCAGGCGUAGACCAGUUCCACUGGACGUAAAAAGUCUACACACCCCUGUUCAAGUGCCAGGUUUUUGUGAUAGAAAAAAAACCGACACUGAGGUUAAUCGGUUCAAAACUGUGAACUUUAACCUGUGCAGUGCAAGAAAGAAACAUGAGAGGGAAAGUAAACAUAAACAACUGAAAUAAUGUGGUUGCACAAGUGUGCACACCCGCUUAUGAUUGGAGAUCACGUUCCAACUCAUGUUAACUGGGAGGCAACACACUCCUCCCACAAUUUGAAUUCCUUUUGAUGAAUACAAAAUUAAGUUCAGUAAUUCUAGUUAUUUUUUUUAAUGCUUUAUAGCGGAAGCUUGAAAGUUUUUUUGUGAGAAAACUGAUGGACGAACGGACUGACUGGUGUAUCCUCCCCCCGACCGCCCAUCUUGAUUAAGGCUCCAGUCUGAAGAAAUUAUUAAAUUAAAAAGUAGAACAGGGGUGCGUUUUUAGAUUUUUUUUUUUUUAGCUGCAGUUUACAUUUGCUCCCUUAUGGCUCUCAUAUGACCUGCAUAUGGUCCGUCCGCCCAUUCCAUGAAUAGGAAAAUCACGGCUAGAACAGCCACUGAGUGUCGUUUGUGUGGCUAAUUUUUUUUUUUUUUCUCCCCCGCGACCAUACUUGUUACUGCAUUUUUCAUUUUUCUUUCUUUUUCUUUGUUGACUUUUGGAGGUUGCGGCGAAAGCGUCGCCUCGCAGCUGGUCACACACUGUAAGGCACACGCAACACAGUUGGGAGAAGCACAAUGCUGUGUGUUCUUCGCGUUGUUUUGAGUUUUUGCAUUCCGAGUCCACCUACGAUGGAAAAAAUGCAUUGAUUUGUUUUGACAGCGGGCAACAAAAGGAAAGCGCUCUACUGACCCCUGGUGGACCCCAGUGGUACAAAUCAACCCUUCACUCGUUGAGUUUUCUUUCAUGUUCAGGCCCAACGUGAGAGUUGCAAUUUGACACGAACGCUCUGAACAUUGUAUGCCCAGCUUUAGUGAAUGUAAUCUAACUGAAAUUGAUUUUAUAUUCCCUAUAUUUAGUGGUCAAGCUGUGAGACAUUGUUUAGUACACAUUUGCUACCUCCCUCGAUAUGAAUCCUCCAUUUCAUAUUUCUGCCUUUUUUUCGGUGGGAUGAUUUUUUUUUUUUCCCCUUCUGAACAACUACAAAGGAGUGUUAGGGUCACGCGGAAAUGAAAUAAAAUAGUACGUACAAAAUAAAUUGUUUAGAAUAUUUUAAUAUAAAAAUAGUCAUUUUCAGUUUAAAAAAAAGCAUAAAAAUAAGAGAAUUAAAUUGAAGCCACAUUUUCUUUGAACCAAUCUAAGAAAUCAGACUUUUCUCAAAACAACUACUUUAUUAAAAAAAAAAAUAGGUUAAUGGUAUGGCUUUGUAUCAAAAUGUUUUUACUUUUUUUCUUGAAAAAUACAAUUUUAUUCACAUUAAGAGUAUUGUUUUGAAACUUUUUUUAAAGACUUUUUUUUUUUAUUCUCCCCAUAAGAACUCUAUACUAGAAAUUUAGGGGAUGGGGGGUUGUCAAUUUUGUUUUGUCCAGAAAAUAAUUUUCUCCCAAAAUAGUACUACUUAAGUAGUACUUUUCCCCCUUAAAAUCUGACUUUCUGGACUUUAUUAUCUGGAGGCUAUUGCCGCAUUACAAUAUUUCAUGGUGUCCCUAAUACUCCUUGAUCAAAGAAGCAAACGGCAUGCGCGCGGGGGUUGAUCGUGCGCGUGCGAGAGGGCGAGCGUUGAGUGAGGGUUGACCUCCGGCGCGUGCGUGGAAACCGACUUUCCUGUUCUGCUCGUGCAUUCCUGCCUGACAUGAUUGCGGCGGGUGCGGCCCGAGAGACUUUGGCUGCCGGCGGCCGACACUGAGCGAAAACAUGAUAGAAAUACGCUAUAUCUAUCUAUCUAUCUAUCUAUCUCUAUCUAAACCUGAAUUUUUAUUGUUCCCACCUUACCCAAUGGACACUCGAGGAUGUUAUUGUAAAUGUAGCACGCGUACGGAAGAACACGGUGUUCAACUUUUGGGGAGAAAACUGCUAACUAAGGUCAAAGCAUACAUGUUUAUUUUUAUAUUUUAUUCCUGCUCACAAACACAAUCUUUGCUUGGACUUUAAAAGUCACCCCCACACCUCCUCAGAGAAAAAAACAAAAUGUUUACAUCAUACACUGGUACUAUUUAAUCUUAAAAGGUAUUCAAAUGUCUUAUAGGAAAUAAAAACAACAACAACAACAACUGAAGAAUAAAUAACUUCUCUGCUGUGGUGAAGACAUGCACUGGGAGAGUACAGUAUGCUGUGUACAGUAUUUAACAAUUCCAUUUGUUUGUUAUACAUAGUGGUUUUCCAAAAGAAAGCAAAAUAAAAUCUUAUUUAUAUGAAUUUUGUUGCGUGUGCUUGUCUUUCUCACAUGCACACGCACACCCUGCUGUGCCUCAUUGUGAUUGGCCUCCAUCCAGAAAGGUUACAAAGGUUGAGUGACAGGUGACAGCGACGGCGUUGUCUUCCACUUCCUGGUUCGUUUGUCACUUGCUAUAGGUGGGAGAGCUUGGAUGGUUGCCGUAGCGAC
Syngnathoides biaculeatus (alligator pipefish) is the source of this 5994-nucleotide messenger RNA. RefSeq names its product ERBB receptor feedback inhibitor 1a (gene errfi1a). NCBI's taxonomy places the organism in Eukaryota, Metazoa, Chordata, Actinopteri, Syngnathiformes, Syngnathidae. The record is from RefSeq and is a predicted model, not a curated record. The transcript is spliced from 7 exons. Gene Ontology annotation, cellular component: extrinsic component of cytoplasmic side of plasma membrane. The coding region runs from base 484 to 1803 and encodes 439 amino acids. Gene Ontology annotation, biological process: regulation of keratinocyte differentiation; negative regulation of epidermal growth factor receptor signaling pathway.